Molecule: messenger RNA, 2444 nt
Organism: Megalops cyprinoides (Indo-Pacific tarpon)
Lineage: Eukaryota; Metazoa; Chordata; Actinopteri; Elopiformes; Megalopidae
Product: UNC93-like protein MFSD11
Exons: 13
Coding region: 313-1653 (446 amino acids)
Source: RefSeq, a predicted model, not a curated record
AUCAAGGUGAACAGGUGAACGGCGGGAUUUACGUACGGACAGCAACAUUUCUUCUGUGCAAUUCCUGACAAAAAAAAAUAGCUUUCAACAAAUCUUUCCACUGCUGACGCUUAUGUUUCGUGUUACGCUCGCCAAUUUGCCUGCUUGCCAGCUUGUUGCCCGCGAAGAAGAAACAUCAAGUCAUAACAGGAGGAAUGUGUCUGCUUGAAAAUGCAUGUUUUUGCCUGCUGCUAACUUUCUAAACGUUACAUUUUUAAGUGCGUGGACCAAGGGCUUCUCCUUGCUUGGAUCUGGAAGAUAUAAUCUCUGACAAUGGCAGACUACAGGGUGUUCAAUGUUGUUAUCCUGGGCUUGGGUUUUUUGUUUAUUUUUACUGCUUUUACAACAUGUGGAAACAUUGAACAAACUGUGAUUAAAAGCAUGGCGAAUAAGACUGUCAUAGGGAGUGGUUACCACAGCCUUGGUAUUAUAUAUGGGGUUUUCUCAGUCUCAAAUUUGUUUGCUCCUACUGUGGUUAGUGUACUUGGACCACGCCUUACCAUGUUUCUCAGUGGAGUACUUUACAGUGGUUACAUUGCUGUAUUCAUCCUCCCAGCAACAUGGUCGCUUUACAUGACAUCAAUUCUGAUUGGUGUGGGAGCAGCCAUGCUUUGGACAGCUCAAGGACACUUCCUGGUGCAGAAUUCAGAUGCUGCCACUAUCAACAGGAACACGGGAGUUUUCUGGGGACUGCUACAGUGCAGUAUGCUAUUUGGCAAUCUGUACAUAUAUUUUGAUUGGAAUGGAGUAACUGAAAUAACAGACAGCAACAGGAAGACCAUGUUCAUUGUCCUGCUGGUCAUCUCUGUGCUGGGAUCACUGUGCUUCAGCGUGCUCAGAAAGUCUCAGCAACAGGAAGAAGUCCUGUCAGAGGAGGAGGGACAGUCCUUACUCUCAGCCCGUGUGAUGUAUAAGCAGAAAGCAGCUUCUGCUAUCAGAGAAGCCAAGUCAGACCUCAGAACUAUGUUACAGCUGUCUCGCUCUAGAACUAUACUCCUCCUAAGUGGCUGUAUGGCAUACAGUGGUUUGGAGCUGUCCUUCUACAGUGGUGUGUACGGAACUUGCAUCGGAGCGACAUCUCACUUCGGAAAAGCAGCCAAAGGCUUAAUUGGGCUCUCAGGGAUAGUGGUGGGAAUUGGGGAGAUAAUUGGUGGGGGCUUGUUCGGACUCGUGUGCAAGAACAACCGUCUCAGACGCACCUCUGUGGUGUUCCUGGGGAUGGUGGUACACUUCAUUGCCUUCUACCUGAUCUUCCUAAACAUCCCGGACGAUGCCCCGGUGGUUUUUAAAACCGGUACGCAGCAUCAGCCGUACCUGGUUCCAAGCGUGUCCAUCGCCCUGCUCUGUAGCUUUUUGCUUGGUCUUGGUGACAGCUGUUUCAACACUCAGCUCUACAGCAUCCUGGGAAGUGUAUAUGCUGAACAGAGUGCACCCGCGUUCACCAUCUUCAAAUUCAUCCAGUCCAUCUGUGCAGCGGUGGCAUUCUUCUACAGCGGCUAUCUCCUCCUCUCCUGGCAGCUGUUGGUCAUGGUGCUGAUCGGAUUCGUAGGAACCCUUUGCUUCUUUGUGGUGGAGAAGUUGCAGAAUGUGGCUGUAGCUUUAGAACAACAAUGACGUUCAUGAUUUCGCUCUCCUUUCCGUUAUAUGGUGCCAACAUGUCAUAUAAUUAAAAAAAAAAAAAUCAAAAACAAAAGCAUAUGCACUAUUUUGCAUCAGCUUCAACUGAAUUAAUUCAGUACACACUAAUGAUGCCAUUUAUGAAUAAUUUAUAUUUAUCUGGUUGAUAAUUGUUAAGUAAACUGCCACUUGAUGAAGACUACAUUUCUAUUUUAAAGUAUAUUUUCAAUUUUUAUAUUAGAUAACCUCCUCCCCAAUAGUGGCUGUCUUUAUGCAUUUCUCUCAGGGUUAUUUAAGAAUGCUGUUCUUGCUGUUCCUGAUCAUAUGUGGUAUAUUUCAUAUUUUAUGCUCUAAUGUACUUGAACAUUGGCCUUUUUUGAGACGAUCAGAAUAUUAUAUGUACAAGAAGAUAUUUUUUCCGUUACUGAAAUGACACAUUUGAUACAUUUAGACCAGUUUUUUAUAAUGUUUGUGGAAAAGUAGGGCUUUAUUGAUUUAUUGGUGAUUUAUAUUUUCACAGGGCCCCACAGUCCUGUAAUAAUAGUCAGGGACAGUGGUGAGACAGGUAUGUCAUUGCAAUUGAAAAGUAACCAAACAUAAUUCUUAUAUUUUCCUUUCACAGCUAUCAAAAUGCACCCAUCCUUUCUCUUAACUCUCUCUUAGCAGUAUGGCCAUUACAAGUGAAUGUCAGGUUACUGACAGAUACUGGCAGAUACUGCUUACAUGAUAAUUUGUUGGCUUGUAUAUUAAACCCAAUAGCAAGACUCAUUGCUGAUUGGCCUUUGCUC